CUUCUCAAAAACGAAAUCUAAAAGUUCCAGAAAACAAAUUAAUUUGUUUUCUUUAGAUUUAAGAGGUGUUUAGUGUUACUAAAAAUCUAAAAUAGAUCCAAAAAAAAUUCUAAAAAAGUUGAAUUUAAUACAAAAGUAAAAUAAAAUAAAAAAAGGAAAAAAACAGAAAAAGGAGCUGUUAAUGAACGCAACAGCGGCAAGGCUUCGUUGGAUCAAAUCGAAGCUGCAAUGCCUAUGCCCACUUUCUCUCUCCUCUCUUCUUCCCCACUUUCUUUCUGCAACUCCAAUCCUUCCUCCAUUUUUUCUUCUCAAUAACUUCCCCCUGUUUUUUUUUUCAAAACAUAAAUAAAUUAAUCCGUUUCUUUGAGGUUGAGGAAAUUGAUAAUUCGGGAAAAUAGUGUGAGAGAAAAAUAAGGGAAUUAAUACCAAAAAUUUAAUUCCUCCCUCAUUUAAUUUAAUAAUUAUUGGUAUUUAUUAAAUAAGUAAGUAAUUCCCUUUUGUUUUCAAUGGGGGUUACCUUCCAAAUUUCUCUUCAUCUUCAUUACGAAAUACAAAAACCCAAUUAGGGUUUGUUCAUCUAUUGAUUCUUUUCUAUAAUUUUUUAAAAGUUUCAAUAAUUUCCCUGAAAAAUUGAUUCAAUUUUACAUGGAACCUCGAGUUGGUAACAAGUUUCGGCUAGGUCGGAAGAUCGGAAGUGGCUCCUUUGGAGAGAUCUACCUUGGUACCAAUGUACAAACCAAUGAGGAGGUUGCAAUCAAGCUUGAAAACGUGAAAACAAAGCAUCCUCAACUGCUGUAUGAGUCCAAAUUAUAUAAAAUUCUGCAAGGAGGAACUGGAAUUCCUAACGUAAGAUGGUUUGGUGUUGAAGGAGACUACAAUGUUCUAGUCAUAGAUUUACUUGGGCCCAGCUUAGAAGAUUUGUUCAACUUCUGUAGUAGGAAAUUUUCGUUGAAGACUGUUCUUAUGCUUGCAGAUCAGAUGAUCAAUCGAGUUGAAUUUGUUCAUUCUAAGUCAUUCUUGCAUCGAGAUAUCAAGCCUGAUAACUUCCUCAUGGGGUUAGGGCGGCGUGCCAAUCAGGUAUAUAUGAUUGAUUUUGGUCUAGCAAAGAAGUAUAGAGACAGUACAACCCAUCAACAUAUUCCUUAUAGGGAGAACAAGAAUUUGACUGGGACUGCUAGAUAUGCAAGCAUGAACACUCACUUAGGAAUUGAACAAAGUCGGAGGGACGACUUAGAAUCACUGGGUUAUGUUCUGAUGUAUUUUUUAAGAGGAAGUCUCCCCUGGCAGGGCCUGAAAGCUGGGACCAAGAAGCAGAAGUAUGAAAAGAUUAGUGAGAAAAAGGUCUCGACUUCUAUAGAGGCUUUAUGUCGAGGUUAUCCAACAGAAUUUGCAUCCUACUUCCAUUAUUGCCGUUCAUUGCGGUUUGAUGAUAAGCCAGAUUAUGCCUAUUUGAAAAGGAUCUUCCGAGACCUCUUUAUCCGUGAAGGAUUUCAAUUUGAUUAUGUUUUUGACUGGACGAUUUUGAAGUAUCAGCAAUCUCAGAUUGUUGCCCCCCCUCCACGUGCUAUUGGUGCUGCUGGACCAAGCUCUGGGCUGCCUCAUGGUGCUAGUGACAGACAACCUGGUGCUGAGGAAGGGAGACCUUCUAAUUGGCUUUCCGCGGAUUCAUCUCGUAGGAGAAUGGCGAGUUUGCCUAAGCAGAAAAGUCCCGUUGGAAAUGAUCCAAUUUCAGCCAAAGACCCCGUGCUAUCUAGUACUCUUGUGAGAACGAGCACAUCAGCAAGGCGUGCUGCUGGGUCAAGUAGUCGAGACGCAGUAUUUGCUGGGAGUGAUGCAGAUGCUACACGGCCUGGUGGUACCGGAGACCCCUCUCUUCAGAAAGUUGCCAGUGGUGGGCAUCGUAUUUCUCCGUUUGUGUCAUCCGAGCAUCCUCGUUCAUUUUCUGCCAGGGUAACUUCGAAUGAUCAUAAUCUUGAAUCCACCAUCAAGAAAAUCGAGGGCCUCAACGUUAGCAAUGAAGAGAGGGUGCAGUGACAACAAGUAUCUUUUAGACCUCACUUUCUCCCAUGUAAAUCUCAGAAAAACAGUUUGUUUAUUACGGACCCUAUGUUUUCUUUUUUUUGGUCAUUUGUUUUUGUUUUUAUUCCUUUCAAAUUUAGGCUCUGCAUGCUGUUCUUUCUUUCCCCCCUUAUUAUCUUCUAAAUGUUUUAGGACAGUCGAAAGCCAGAAAUCAGAGGCAUGAAACUGGAAGAGGUAAGUAUUGUGAAAGCAUCUGUAAACAAGUUUUAAUGGAGUCCCCCUCUAAUCGAGGCGGAACGGAGAAUAUUUUACGUCUUGGUGGAUACAUUUUCAUGCUUGAA
Molecule: messenger RNA, 2360 nt
Organism: Spinacia oleracea (spinach)
Lineage: Eukaryota; Viridiplantae; Streptophyta; Magnoliopsida; Caryophyllales; Amaranthaceae
Product: casein kinase 1-like protein 2
Exons: 14
Coding region: 646-2034 (462 amino acids)
Biological process (GO): protein phosphorylation
Molecular function (GO): ATP binding; protein kinase activity
Source: RefSeq, a predicted model, not a curated record